Messenger RNA from Microstroma glucosiphilum, 2600 nucleotides. RefSeq names its product DEAD-domain-containing protein. Gene Ontology annotation, molecular function: ATP binding; nucleic acid binding. The transcript is spliced from 4 exons. Gene Ontology annotation, cellular component: mitochondrion. The coding region runs from base 243 to 2600 and encodes 785 amino acids. The record is from RefSeq and is a predicted model, not a curated record. Lineage: Eukaryota; Fungi; Basidiomycota; Exobasidiomycetes; Microstromatales; Microstromataceae.
CCUCAGCGGUAAAGUCCUUCUCCUCGUUCCACCUCAACACAUCCAUACGAGGUAUUGAGCAGCAUACAAAGGCGUCAGAGCAGAGCAGACUCUCGCUUCGGUCACUCGCGAAGCCUAGCUUCACCUUCAUUCCCCUCCUCGCCUCGGCUCUUUGCGGGCUUCACGAUCCUCCUCCCCGCCACCCCUGAUACCCCCUUCAUCUGCCGCCUCCUCCUCCUUCUCGAACGUCUUCGUAUCUCAUCAUGAUGACCGCUCAGUCGAUGCUGCGAAGCAGCACACGGACACUUCGCUUGGCACUUCGAGCUCCAAGCACUUCGACUCCGCUCUCUGCCAGCUCGUCGCAGUUGCCCUCCCUGCGCUCACUCUCUAAAAGCACUGGACCUACCUCCGUAUCCCCCAUCUUCUCGCAAAGAUCGGCUUUGCCUUCUUCCAGCAGGAUCAGUGGUAUCUCACGAUCUUUCUCCUCUUCCUCUUGUCGCUUGACACCCUCACUACCCAGGGAUGGUGAAGACCUUCAAGAAGAAGAGGAAGCCGCCCCGGCACAAGAAGAUGAAAGCACUAAAUUCUCUUCGCUCAAGAAAGUUCUGCACCCAAAGACGUACCAAGCCUUGACCGGCAGUCCUUUCAAUUAUGAAAGCAUGUCAGACGUACAAGUUGCCGUCCUCGGGCAGCUCUCGGACGAGGUUGCAGAGCGGUAUAGAGAAUCGGCAGAGAAGAGUCCAACUGACCUCCUCGUCAAGGCCAAGACCGGCACUGGAAAGACACUUGCCUUCCUCGUGCCUGCGUUGGAGACUAGGCUGCGAGCGAUCGAAGCUGCAGAGAAUGGCUUCUUCUCUCGAGCAGUACUCAAGACCUUCAAAGAUCUAGCUGAAAAGGGCGGUGACCCAGACUUUUCGCGGAUGGACAAGGCCGAGCGCAGACGCUUUGCAAGCAGAGUGUUCCAGAGCCAAACCGUUGGUACUCUGAUCCUUAGUCCGACGCGUGAGCUUGCCGCUCAAAUUGCUCGUGAGGCCGAGAAGCUCGCCUCUAUCCAUCGUGGCAUCAAUGUUCACCUGCUCGUUGGUGGAGAUUCGAAGCGCACACAAUUGUCUGAGCUUCACGCUCGGACAAAGGACAUCAUUGUCGCUACACCGGGCAGAAUCAACGACAUUCUCAAUGACUCCGCCGCUCUCCGGACGGCAAUGAGCUGCGCCGAGACGUUCGUCCUCGAUGAAGCUGAUACCCUCCUCGAAAUGGGCUUCCAGACCGAGCUCGAAAGGAUUCAGACUUUCUUGCCGAUAAAGGACCAGCGACGCAACUUCUUCUUCUCUGCUACCGUAUCCCGCGACAUUCAGCGCGUUGCCGCCCAGACGCUCGACCGGAGCUACAAGAUGAUCGACUGCGUACCAGAGGGGGAAGUGCAGGUUCACGAGAGAAUCCCGCAGUAUGGCCACGUCGUUCCUCCGGAAGAGCACAUGCCCAGGUUGCUGCAGCUGAUUGCUCAAGACCAGCUUCUGCACGGCAGCAGAUCGAAAGUCAUUGUCUUCUGCAACACCACCAAGCAUACUCAGCUAGUAGCACACGCUCGGAAACCCAUGUCCGCUCGUAUCGCGCCUACAGCUCCGACUUUCCAGGGCCUCGAGAUUCACGCCCAGCUAGAGCAGCGGCAAAGAAGUAGAGUCUCCGACGUCUUCAGAAGAACCAGGAGUGCUUCCGUGCUGGUCACAACUGAUGUCUCCGCUCGAGGUGUCGACUACCCCGAUGUGACAAGAGUCAUUCAACUCGGUUCUGCAAAGUCACGAGACACUUACAUCCAUCGCAUCGGUAGGACCGGUCGAGCCGGAAAGGAGGGCAUCGCAGAUCUCAUCCUUCUGAAAGAUUGGGAGGACGGCUGGCCUCGCUUCGAGGGCAAGGAAUUCCCAAUCAAGCCUGUGUCUCACGAUGCCUUCAAGCAAGAGCUGGCACAGUCUUGGGAUAGCAAGGCAAAGGACGAGUCAUCUCAAACGAACCUAUUGACCAGUGCCGACGAGGGGCCCCUCAAGGCACACAUUCUGUCUGAAAUCUCAGAGAGGAUCGCCCCUGCCAUGAUGAAAGCUGAUGACAACAAUGAGAUCAGCGCUCUCCGUGGUAUCUACCUGAGCAUGAUUGGCUUCUACGUGAACCAAUUCCAGACUUUUAGGGUAGACAAGGCUGAUGUCGCUCACGGACUGAGCGAAUGGGCAAAGGGCUCUCUAGGUCUCACUGACGCGGAUGUGCACCUGCCUACCAGGAUCGCCGAGAUGUUCGGCUUGGCACGGAGUGUCAGAGGUGGAGGCAGUUUCAGCGAUCGAGGCAAGGGUGGAGGAAGAUUUGGCGACCGAGAUGGUGGCGGAGGAAGGUUCGGCGACCGAGAGGGUGGUGGAAGCUCAAGAUUCGGAGAUAGUGGAAGCGGCGGCGCAAGGGGUGGAUAUGGUAGCUCGAGAGGCGGAUUUGGUGGCUCGAGGGACAGUGGCUCGAUUCGACCAGGGUUCGGUGCUGGUAGAGAAAACCCCCGCGGACGCACAGCUGGUAGGCCAGGCUACAGCGGGGGCGGCAGUGCAGGCUACGCCGCAAGGAGGGAAGCUGGUGCUGAGCCAUGGUAG